UCCUUCACGUCCUCCUCGAGGGCUGGGAAAGAGGAAGGAGGAGGAGGAGGUGGAGGCGGCGCCGUUCGGGCAUGGAGCGCUACGAGAAGGCGGCGCUCAACGCGCUUUCGCCCCCCGAGGCCCGAAGUGAAGUUUCAUUAGCCUCAACUUUAAGGACAAUGCUGUUCUUCACAGCUUUAAUGAUUAUGUUGCCGAUUGGAUUGUAUUUCUCAACAAAGGCGUAUAUAUUUGAAGGUACCUUUGGAAUGUCCAACAGGGACAGCUACUUCUAUGCUGCAAUUGUUGCUGUGGUUGCUGUCCACGUUGUCCUUGCUCUUUUUGUGUACGUAGCAUGGAAUGAAGGCUCCCGACAAUGGCGGGAGGGUAAGCAGGACUAAGAGAGCUGGAUGGCCGCCUGACAGACAAAGGAAGAUUUGUAGGUUGUGGUGCCAGCCUCAAAGACUUUCCAGAAGUCCCUGUUUGAAUUGGAUGAGAUUGGUGGGAUGGAAAUGUUUUGUUUUAUUUGUAUGAAUCCGUGAUUUCAGGUGUCCCAAAAUUUAGCAGAGCUGGGAAAAACCAGCAAGAGGAGCAAUUGAGUAUCUUUCAGAGAAUGUUGAUAAAUUUUCUAGACAAAAACAUGGAGAGACUGCACCGUAAGUAGAUAAUAGAUAAUGCUUUCAGCAGAUUUGGUAAUAUCAAGGUAAUCUUUGAGCUUCUAGUAUCAGUGAAACGGAUUGGAUUCGUACGUCCUCAGUUUUCCAAUCUGACAUUGGAACGGUUGGCCUUAACAUCUAAGAAACACAGGUGUUUUUGGAACUGGUGCUUAUUUUGUUUGAUGACAGAACAAUGAUGCCAAGUUGAACCAGACUAUCACUCUACAUGGUAGCUUUUCACGUAAGAUUGUUCCCCCCCCCCAAAAAAAAAUUAGAUAAAGAGUUUUGUCAAAUGCCAUGAUUUUGAAUGCAGUUUUUCUGUUAUUCACUACCAAGAAGAGAAUUCCUUUAAGAAGGAGAUUUUCUUGUUUAAUGGACCAAGAUGUGAAUCAAUUUAUCACUAAUUUCAGAGUCUUACCAAUGUUAUUUGGCCAUCCCAAAAUGCCUCCCUGUUGAAAUUUAAAGUUUGUUUUAUCGCCUAUUCUUUGGGUUGAUCGAUUGCUACUUUUAGCCUCUUUCUGUUGGCAGCCGGUUAAUUUGCUGCCUUGUCUCUGCAAAGAAAAGAUCCCACUGCAGUAACAUUCUUCCUCUUUGUUUGCUGCUGAAAAUCAUGGACAUCAUGUAUUGGAAUGACUUUGAAAUUGGAAUUCGUCCUGAGGGUCCUUGCCAACUUUUGGAGGGAAUUCUCUCGUAAUAUGUUGUACAUUAUUUGUUGUGCAAUAACGAAAAUUAUCUUCCUUUCCCCUUUUCGUCGGUGGGAUGGUUGGAUAUCCAACCUGGUGCUGCUGCAAAGCUGCCUCUGACAUAACUGGAAUAUUUUUGUACAGGGUUUUCUUCACAAGUAAUGUGUGGUUCCCCAAUUCCACAAAUGUUGAUCAGGAGCUAUGCUUGCUUCAAAAUUGAAUUAUUUCCUCUAAAUCUUGAUUAUGUUGGAUUUCUAGAUUUCCUCCUGUUGUUCUUACCAAUGAUUUUGGGGAGUCAGAACGGCUCAGUGAGAAUUUCCCAGAGAGAGAGAGGGAGGGGGAGAGAGAGAGAGAGAGAGAGAGAAAGAAAGAAAGAAAGAAAGAAAGAAAGAAAGAAAGAAAGAAACCACUUUUCAAUUCAGAUCAAACACUGGAAAUAUUCCAAUUCUGAAUGCAGUGAUGAUUUUCAAGUCAAAAGGUUUGCAUUUUUGUCAGAGAAAGCUUCCAAGUUCUGUAGCUGGUGCUUAGGUUGCUCUAUGAUGGUCUCAAAUUCCAUAUUUUUCUGCUGACCUUAUUUUCUCCUCUCUGACAGAUUAAAUUUAUCUUAUGUAUUGCAAAUGCUGCAUUUAUAGUCAAAAUGCAGUUGUAUAGAUUCCCCGCUGAGCCCAAAGAAUUGAAAUGGCUGUGUAGUAAAUUUCUGGAUGAUCCCUUGAUGGCCAACGAGUUGUAAAUAUUGUACCAUCAGCAUUUCUUCCACAUGGAUUGCUUCCUUAUAAAUUGGCUGGUCUGAGUGUAUAUUAUGGGAUGUAUCUGUGGUAUAUCUUGCACUGAACUCUUAACCAAGGAUAUGAUUGGGCUUCACACGUUGCACUAAGCAAUUGGUUUUUCAGCCAGCACGUUGUGUGAGACUCACUCAUUAAGGUAUAGAAACUGUGAUUUCUGAUUUCAGGUUUUGUGCAAACCCAGUUAUUUAUAUAAUAAAUUGCAUAAAUCA
Molecule: messenger RNA, 2309 nt
Organism: Thamnophis elegans (Western terrestrial garter snake)
Lineage: Eukaryota; Metazoa; Chordata; Lepidosauria; Squamata; Natricidae
Gene: VMA21
Product: vacuolar ATPase assembly factor VMA21
Exons: 3
Coding region: 72-377 (101 amino acids)
Biological process (GO): vacuolar proton-transporting V-type ATPase complex assembly
Cellular component (GO): endoplasmic reticulum membrane
Source: RefSeq, a predicted model, not a curated record